UUUCGUUGCCACUUGACAAGUUCCGUCAGUCGUGUUGGUCGUUUGUCAUCGGUUAGCGAAAAAGUGGUUUUAUUUUGUGAAAAUCCAAUUUAUUUGUUUAAUUUUUAGUUUUCCCUGCACCUGUUUGUGUGUAAAUUUGUUGAGAUAUCGUGUGAAGUUGUUAAUAAGCGGCAAACUAUAAUAGAAACGCCACAUUCCAGUAGAAAAUAAGUGAAAAAAAGUCUGGCGAAGACAUCACAAGGAAGAAAAUGUAAAUUGAUGCGUUGUGAAAAAAUAAGCGUAGAAAAGACGAAACAAGUUAAAAGAGUGGGCAAAGGAGCAGUAAACGUGAAUUGUGUGUGCAAGCAAGGAAAACGUAAACGUCAAGAGAAUCGCAAAUAAAAAAAGGUUAAAAUCGUGCAUUUGGAUAAAAGUGUAAAUUAAUUGAAAUAUCAUUUAAGCAUCGCAUUUGAGUUACUCACUCGCCCAGUCAGUCUAGAUAGUGUCGUUUUUGCGGCCAGUUAACUAAGUACCAAUUCGUAUUGAGUGUAGAAUUGCGGCAUCGGCAUCGGCACUGGUGACGUAGCGUUUGUGGUACGCAUUGCUGGCCGUCAUUGCUACUGCGAUUCAGUUGUCAACCCACAAUAACAACAACAACGCUUACAUUAAUCAAUUCAACAGUGGCAAAACGAAAGAAAAAAAACAGUGAUAAUCAAAUAGUAGUAAUACAAAAGUCAUAAAAAAGUAGAUUUCAACUACAAAUGAUCUCUUCACUGAGCAGAGAAUAUAGAUUCCAACAACAACAAAAAAAAGCACGCCCUAUUGCGGGCAACAGCUAAAAGAUAAUAACAAAAUAAAAGCAACAACUGUGAAAGCAGCAGCAACAACAAUAAUCAAAGUCAACUGAAACAGUGAAUCACAGCUCAAAAUGAAUUCCGAGCACGGAUUUAAUCCAGCCUUUAAUAUGGCGACCAUACGCCAGGCAUUCACAGAGGCCGUCGAACGAGUGAGAAUGCCAACACCCACACGUCUGCGAGAUCUCAUCCGGCAAAUACGCGCCGCCAGGACAGCCGCAGAAGAGCGCGCUGUAGUUAACAAAGAAUGUGCCUACAUCCGCAGCACUUUCCGGGAGGAGGAUUCGGUGUGGCGAUGCCGCAAUAUUGCAAAACUACUCUACAUCCACAUGUUGGGUUAUCCAGCGCAUUUUGGACAGCUGGAAUGUCUGAAGCUCACCGCCAGUACACGUUUCACCGACAAACGCAUUGGCUAUUUGGGUGCCAUGCUGUUGCUAGACGAACGUCAGGAUGUGCAUCUGCUGAUAACGAAUUGCCUCAAAAAUGACUUAAAUAGUUCCACACAAUUUGUGGUGGGUUUGGCGCUGUGCACGCUGGGCGCCAUAGCAUCGCCCGAAAUGGCACGUGAUUUAGCUAGCGAGGUUGAGCGCCUAAUGAAGUCGCCCAACACCUACAUUCGCAAAAAGGCAACACUGUGCGCCUUUCGUGUUAUACGGCGAGUACCAGAACUGAUGGAAAUCUUUUUACCGGCCACACGUUCACUGCUUAGCGAGAAGAAUCACGGCAUAUUAAUUACUGGCGUUACACUCAUCACCGAAAUGUGCGAGAACAGCGCCGACACUUUAAUGCAUUUCAAGAAGGAUAGCGGAAAUCGAGAGAUUGUGCCAAAUUUGGUGCGUAUUCUGAAGAAUCUAAUUUUGGGCGGCUACUCCCCGGAGCAUGAUGUCAGUGGUGUGAGUGAUCCGUUUCUGCAGGUGAAAAUUCUACGUUUGUUGCGCAUACUCGGUCACAAUGAUGUGGAUGCCUCAGAGGCAAUGAAUGAUAUUUUGGCGCAGGUAGCCACCAACACAGAAACAAGUAAAAAUGUCGGCAACACCAUUCUGUACGAGACUGUACUCUCUAUAAUGGAUAUACGCUCGGAAGGUGGCCUCCGCGUGUUAGCCGUCAAUAUUCUUGGUCGUUUUCUACUUAACUCCGACAAGAAUAUUCGUUAUGUGGCAUUGAAUACGUUGCUGCGUACUGUACAUGCAGACACGUCGGCGGUGCAACGUCAUCGCACCACUAUUUUGGAGUGCCUAAAAGAUCCGGAUGUUUCGAUAAGGCGUCGCGCCAUGGAACUCUCGUUUGCGCUAAUUAAUGCACAAAAUAUUCGUACAAUGACGAAGGAGUUGUUGCUGUUCCUCGAGAAGGCUGAUCCCGAAUUCAAAGCGCAAUGUAGUUCGGGAAUGAUUUUGGCUGCUGAACGUUACUCGCCCAAUGCGAGAUGGCAUCUGGAUACACAGCUGAGUGUAUUGGUUGCGGCUGGCAACUAUGUGCGCGACGAUGUGGUCUCAUCCACCAUUCAAUUGGUCUCGAGCAGCCCUGUCGCAGAGCAGACAUACAUAACGAAUCGUUUCUGGGAGUCGCUUCAGGUCGCAAAUCAUUGUGAAGACAAGCAGCCGCUGCUGCAAGUGGCUGUGUGGGCCAUUGGCGAAUAUGGUGAUCUCUUUAUGUACGGACCAAACGAAGAUGAAUUUGAACGUCCGUCAGAAAGCGAUUUAAUCAUCAUGUAUCAUAAGUAUUUAACCUCUGCUCAAGUAUCAAUAACCAGCAAGCAAUACGCCUUAGUGUCACUCGCUAAACUAAGCACGCGUCUACAGAAUUGUGUAGAAGAAAUUCAGGCAUUGAUUACCUCAUUCGGCAGUCAUCUGAAUGUGGAUUUGCAGCAGCGUGGCGUUGAGUUCACGCAACUAUUUGGCACCUACAAGAAUUUGCGUCCACCGUUGUUGGAAAAAAUGCCACCAAUGCAAAUAAGUCGGAUCUCUUCGCAAAAUGGCGAGAGUAGUGGUUCGUAUGAUGACAACAGUCCCGAUUUAAUUGAAAACGGCAUAGGCAUUGGCGAUGAACAACAGCUGGGCAAAGAAAACAACAUGAAUACGAUGGGUGACAAUACGAAUAUAUUGCUGGACUUACUUGGUGGUGCCGAUUUGACUUCCCCCACAGCGACAGAUUUGUCAAACUCGGUUGCCGUUCAAAAGAAAAACACUAAAAAUGCUAACGAAACGUCUAAUAAUCAAGCCAUACUUGACUUGCUCGAUUUGGACAUCUCAGCUGGUGGUACCACCAAUGCGGCAGCUAAUAUGAAUAAUGUGCUUGGCCUGGACUUGAGUGUUGGUGUGUCGGCAUCAAUACCAACGACAGCGGCGACAAAUGGCAACGAUCUGGCGAGUAUAAUGCCACUAAGCGGCAAUGUCGGUGGUGGGGGUGGCAUCGGUGUCGUCGGCCUGUUAGGCUCGAACAGUAUUUUAUCGCAGCCAGGCGCUAUCCCCGGCAAUGCAUUGCUCUCCGAUUUAGCGUCACCAGUUGUGAAUGUUCCACCACCAAAUAAUAUUGCUGUGCCUCAAGGUCCCACUUUGACAGCGUUGGAUAAGAACGACUUGCUGGUACAAUUGGUACCGGUAAGAGGCAACGACUGUUUACAGAUAUUUAUGAGAACAACAAAUAAUUCAGCCAAUACAUUGGAACAGUACGUCUUUCAGGCCGCAGUUCCUAGAGUAUUCACAUUACAAAUGCUAUCGCCUUCUGGAUCGGUAUUACUGCCGGGUGGUGUUAUAACGCAAGAGAUGCGUGUUGUCAGUUCGUCCAAUGCUACCCUUCGCAUGAGGUUACGCAUAUCAUAUGUUGUCGAUGGACAACCCGUAGCGGAGCAAACGGAAGUUACCGGAUUUCCUGAGAUCGUACCCGAAUAGGAUUGAUUCAAAAUCUAAGAAAAAUUAAAUUGCAGUAUAAGCAUAAAAAAACAUGUUAAUAGAGCGUCUAAGCAAAAAAAAAAAAGAAAACAAAAAACACAAAAAGAUCGAAACUGAAAAUGGAAAAACAUACAACUAUAUCCCUCCCUUUGUUCCCUCCUUCGGUCUCCUUGUUCUCUCCUUUCAUACAAGUAUACUUACAUACAUGUGUUCUUCGUAAAUUACACAAACUAUAUAUUCUUUAUAAAUAUAUAUUUUGUAAUAUACAUUAACGAAGUAAACAAUAAACACAGCCUAAAUUAUAUACAUAUGUAUGUAUGUCAUUGCGUACUCUGCAACAAACACACAGAUAUGUGUACACAUGCAUACGCUCUUAAAUUCUUAAUGUUUACAAAGGAUUAUACUAUGCACGAUAGUCAAUCAAUUGCAUGUCCAUAAUCAUUCAUUAUUCGCUCAUGUGAAAUUUGUAAAAUUGUAUACAUGGCACUCCGCAUAACUGUAUUAUGUAUUAAGCGUAUGGAAAAGCAAAAAUAAAAUAAUAUCUAACAAAUAAAAAUAUGUAUUAAUAAAAUAAGUGCAAACUCUUGAUGCAUAUGUAAAUUCUUGUUCUCAGUUCAGAAGAACUAAAAUGCUGCUGGCAUUGACUAUAUGAACACACUCUUGCUAGUAACUCGUGACAUGUUUUGUGCUCACUUCUCUUUCAAAAUGUUGAUUGAUUGGCAAAAUUUCAAUGUGGUGUAGUAAAAUAAAUAAUGUUGAUAAUGAGAAAGCUCGUUAUUUUGUGUUAUAUUUUGUGUAUAUUAAUUGUUAUUUGGCAAAAAAAAAACAUACAGCUUAUGCUGCAGUUAAUUUUACUCUUGAAAUUUUACGAAAUGUUUUAUGAUAAAGUUUUUUUAAAAAACCUAUGCGCUAGUUUUUGCCUACGAUUGAAGUUCUUUUCAUUGAAAAUAGUGUAAAACUAAAGCUAAAAAACUCUGCUUAUUUCUACUUUUUGUUUUUAAAUAUAUCUACUAAUCUGGCUUAGUUUUACAACUCUGAACAUUAUGUAUUUA
Messenger RNA from Rhagoletis pomonella (apple maggot), 4773 nucleotides. It is a transcript of the gene AP-1gamma, whose product is annotated as AP-1 complex subunit gamma-1. Gene Ontology annotation, cellular component: membrane coat; Golgi apparatus; AP-1 adaptor complex. Gene Ontology annotation, molecular function: clathrin-cargo adaptor activity. Lineage: Eukaryota; Metazoa; Arthropoda; Insecta; Diptera; Tephritidae. Gene Ontology annotation, biological process: Golgi to vacuole transport; intracellular protein transport; receptor-mediated endocytosis. The transcript has 18 exons. The record is from RefSeq and is a predicted model, not a curated record. The coding region runs from base 908 to 3721 and encodes 937 amino acids.